AUGAUUCCUCCUACUUGGAAUGAAUUUCUGAAAUUUAUUAGUGAUAUUUAAGAUAAUGAACUUGAUAAACCUCUACUUAGUCAAUAUAUAAGGAUACCUAAUAAAUGCAUGACGUCGUUUUAAAUAAUAUAAUAUUUCAGCUCAGAUUUUCAAAAGUAUAAAAACUAUUAUAGCAGUUUAGAUCAAAGAUUAAAAGAAGAUGCAAAUGGGGAGACACAGAAAAAUAUUUCUUGGUAUGGUGCGUCUCAAAAUUGAUAGCUAAGCUUUAGAUAAAAUUUCAUGAAGUUGUAAUACUUAAUCUUUAAAUAUGGUGUAGUGCUAGUUUAAAGUUUUUGAGAAGCUCUCAAUUAUCUUGGGUAUCCCGGAAGAAUUUUUGUUGAAAAAAUGGUUGGGUUUGCUGAAAUAUAAACUUAAAGAAUAGCCUUGGUUACCAGAAGAAGAUGACCUACUUAUUAAAUUAAGAUAGUAUUAAUCAUUUUUAAAGCAGGUAAUACUCCAAAUCAAAGGACUGGUUAAGAAUUGCAAUGGAAUUUAUUAAGAGAAGUUAAACUGUAAGAUAUCCAAAAUAGAUUCGCGAGAGAUUUAAUAAUGUUAUCAAUCCAAACAUAAAUAAGUAACUAUAUGCCUCAAUAUAGAAAUGAAUUCAAUUAAGAUGACAUACUAUUUAUCUUUCAAUAAACUUAGAAUAAGAAAAAAAAUUGGGCAGGAAUUUCAAAAAAUAUGCCUGGCCGAACUGAUAAUUAGAUCAAAAAUGUUUAUAACUCUAUAAUUAGGAAAAUAUCAAAUGAAAUUAGAAUGGUAUAUAUGAAACUAAUUUAGAACAACAAUGAAAAGAAGGUUGAUGAAUAAGUUAUUGUAAAUCUAAUCAUCCAAAAAAAAAACUAUGAUCCAAAGCUUAUAUCAUAGCUUUACGGGGAAGGAAGAAGAAAGAAACCUUGUGUAAAAAUUGAGCCAAACUCAGAUAAUUCUUAUACUUCUGGACCUUAAAUUCAAGGAAUUCCAAUCUAAAUGGUCUGUCCAUAUAUUAAUUAUUAACCAUACCAAUUCCAAAAUAUCUAUUGUUGCUUUCCCUAAUUAUAUCUUUUACCCCAUUAGAAGCCUAUAAGCAACUUGAAUCUUUAAUGAAAC
Messenger RNA from Paramecium octaurelia, 1128 nucleotides. The record is from the annotation of a GenBank genome assembly. Lineage: Eukaryota; Ciliophora; Oligohymenophorea; Peniculida; Parameciidae.